CCUGCCAUGUUCGCCGGUCUUGGUGGCAAGGGACAAGGCAAAGGACAAGAAGACGUACCUGACUUAGCCACCAUUCUUGCAUUGCUUGAGGGAAAUGACCCUGCCAGCGCGGCAGCGCAAGGUAGCGCAUCCGCCGGAGCAGACGCUACCGCAUCGGGUUCGGCCGCCGGGUCGUCUCCUUCCGCCCAAGGCACCAUGGAAAGACCGAAUGUGUUUCGCGCGAUGAUGCAAGAGCGGUGCAGUGCGGAGAACAUGCGCAUCCUGGACGUCAAAGAAACCGCCGGCUGCGUGCGCGACCUCCAGGGCGGGGUUUUGGGGCACCGAGGCGUGGAUGCCCAAACAGGCAGGGGCCUGCGGGACAUCAUGCGCUCCAGCCCGCUCACGGAUGGCCCGUACGCUGCCAGCCGUGCCCAGCGUGAUUACAUCCGGGACCGCGUCGGGGGCGGCGAUCCCCUUGGGAACCUCCUGGGUGGCACGUCCGACGCCGGUCUGGCCAACAUCGUGUCAACUGUCGCCGGCGGACUGGGGACGAACAUGGCAGAAGACGGGGCGUCGCUGGAAAGCAUCCUGGAGCUGGACCAACGCCUGGAAGCGAUCACGGCCGCAGUCAAGUCCGCGAAAACCGCCAUGAGCGCAGUCGUCGGACUCGAGGCACUUGUUGUGUGGCGUCACGAAGUCUCGCGCCUACCCGGCGUCGAGGCGCUUCAGGUUUGAGUUUUUCAUUUGGAACGACAAGAAGUCAGGGGUUCUGGUUCUCGAUGACCGGGCUUUUCGUUUUUUCGAAUUUUGUCCUGUGUGCUCAGAAAGGGAGAACGUCUCCUCUACUAGUAAGUACAUGAAAGAACCAACGCAUUGUCCUGCUGCCCUACAUGACUUCUUUAGCCAUUCGAUUUUUCCGCCCGAUUCUUUUUCUGAUCAAACAAAGGAAAAUAUAUGAUAUACCAGGUCGCGGACGCAGCGAACAUGUUGAACCGCGAACGCAUGCUCGGUGAGGACGCGCAUAACGAUGUGGCAGUGGAGUACGCCGAGGUUCGAUGCGACCAGAUGCGCGUUCGUACGGCGCUGGACGGAUCCAAGCAGGUGGAACUCAAGAGUGUGGAUGGCGAGACGGCUGCGUUGCUCAAAGGACGCAUUGCCCACGCGUUCCAGACGAAGUACCGCGGUGAGCUUGGCCAGUUGAGCAAUUUGAAGCCGGGACAGAUACAACUUGUCUCAAAGCAAACUGUCGGGGGCCUGCUAGAGAAUCAGGUAACUGCAUGUACUUCCAACAUACAGUGCUAUUAGGAUUACCAGUACCAUGUUGAUGUAAAUGCAUCAUUUGAAGAUUUCAAGUUCCUGAAUAUAACGAUUACCGUAUGCGGCGUUCGUCUUCGUCCGAGGGGGGACCGGACAACGGGCGCGAAAAUGUUUUCUUGGAAUCAGCGUGCGUCGAACUUACUUUCUUACCCUAUCACCGAACAGGUCAUGGCAAACGCGACGAAAUUCCGGCUAGGUGCGGAAUCUGACACUCCACUGGUGUGCGACUUCGAUCUUACGGUUUCGACUGGUAUGCCGAAUACCUUCGUAAUGCACCUGCAGCCUCACAGAGUACCAAGACAAACAUGAUGAUUCACUCCGAUAGAAGCAAGUCCAAAGAUCUAGAUAGGACCCUAAUGACACGAAAACAUAUAGAGACCCUUAGUGGUGUAGCAGCGUGGUGGAUGUCUACACGACCUAGAUGGACACUGAGACAGGAUGGUGAACAUAUACACACCUCCCAGGGCCCUUGACUCAAGCUCAAGCACAGAGACAUUAGGAACCGAGUAGCACGGUAGAGGGACUACAAAACUAGACCAGAGGCAUCUGGGAUAGCAGCUGUUCCGCCAUCGUGUUGUAGUUUGUAUUGGGUACAACUCUGUUGCAGGUUUGCGCGCCGUUGCAAAUUUUCCCUUUACAACUGACGAAGCGGAAGCGCCCAAACCGAAUGUGAUGGCGUUCACCCGAUUGCAGGUGAAGGAGCGAGAAACGACGCGGCUCGCGCUCAUCACAGUCCUGGGCUUCUAUGCCAAAAGCAUCUGCUCGACCCCGUCGUCUGCAAGCGGAAGCGCGGCCAGCGGUGCAGAACGAGCUCCAUCUACUGGCACUGGCAGUACAGCGGCAUCGCAAGUGGAGCCGCGUGUGCCAGAGGAACGGUUUACGAAGGUCAUUGCGAGCGGCCUGGCGAUGCUCGCAUAUCAGCGGCACGUCUUGCUCACUCACAAAGCCAUGGCUACUGAGGGUGUUCAGGGUCUGGUGGUGCCCGCCGACUAUUCGUCCCCCCUCGCGAACGAAUGCCACACAGCGGUGCACCAGUACCUGACCGCGCGCGAAGGAACCGCAGCCAGCGAAGAAGACCACCCGACCAGUCCGUUGCGCAAGAAGCACAAGAGCCAGGAUUUGUAUGAACUGAUGUGUGCGGAGCUUGGGGAGGAUGCGAAGGCACGGUGCUCGCAGAUGUGCGGCGAUGUGAUGGGCAGCAUGUUCGCCGGUAGCGGGGAAGGAGGUCGCCAAUCCAUAUUGGGGAGUUUGAUGCCGCAGAUGGCGGAGAUGGCAGGAGAUGGGGCCCCGGCGAACGCGGAGUUCCAACAAUUUAUGCAGGACCCUAUGGCGAUGCUCCGCCAAGUAAUGCCGGGCUUCGACAACGUCAUGAAGGACAUGAUGACCGCCGCGGCCGAGGGCGCGCACGCGGAGGGAGGCGCGGCCCGGGUAAUGACCGACCAGGCCUGCGCGGACGCGUUGCAGAAGUGGAGGAGUCUGCCGGAGAACAGCGAGAAAUUCCUCUGUGGGAUGCUCGAAGAAGAGAAGGAGGAAGGAAAGGUGGAAAAAUGAGCCUCAUCACUACAGGAAGAAGAACAAGCAAGCCUGCUUUCUGGGCUUUUGUACUAAUAUCUAUCAUGCAGCGCAAGUCGAAUUUGAUUUCGUUACAGUGGCGUUGGAGGAUUUUCCCGCGGAAUAAUUGCUCGAGAAUACAGAUAUUAAUUUUUGAAUUUUGUAAGGCAGAAGUGAAUUCUUGUAACGAACGUACGUUACCCUAUACCUGAGUACUGUCUGCCAGUUUUGAUGAUGACGAUGAUUCCUAGAAAAUAUACGGCAAAUGAUAAUCAUAGUUAGACGUGACAGCUUGUGCUGGAGCACUCUGGUACGUGGAUAAUGGACAUGAAGAGCCGAAUGGGAGAAUGAGGCAAAAAACAACUCGCGGCACGGCUGUGGAAGGAAGGGGCGCAGUUUUUGUCAUGGCGGGAGCCGUCUUGGUGCUGUUGCUCGAGGCUGCAGUCCGCUGAAAUUCGUUUGUCGUCGAAAGCAUUCUUUGGUUGUGUAUUUCGGCUGUUGCUGGAAUACGUGCUGGUAAACUCAAGAUGUCGAUCACUUUUGCUUUUGCAACGAAAAUUGUCAGAUCAUGC
Messenger RNA from Amoebophrya sp. A120, 3419 nucleotides. NCBI's taxonomy places the organism in Eukaryota, Dinophyceae, Syndiniales, Amoebophryaceae. The record is from the annotation of a GenBank genome assembly.